CUGGAUUGCUGUGCCGGAUCUCAACUCGUUUUGGGGAAGAGGAAUAAUAAUAUAGUAUUAGAAUGAUGUGCAGAGCAGUAAGGAUCGGAAGGUUAUUGGCGUUGGUGGUGCAGGGGCGGUCGCUGUCUCAUCUUUCAAUUGUUUAGGUGGAGUUAUUCGUCCCUCGGAGUGCAGUGAUGGCGAGCAAGUCCUAGACAACGUCUCCCACAAACGACACCCAGUUUUAUGCUUUUUAAAAUGCCAGCGUCGAUCAGUAUUAGAACUGCUCCCCUUCCGUCCCCAUUUCCAACCACUCUGCUUUUCAUUUCUUCGAUUUGAUCUCAGUUGGUUUUCCAUGAUUUUUCCUGGUCUUUAAUGUCUGGCUAAAAAUUAAACUAGCUAGGCGAUGCGAGUGUGAGAGAUCAGGUUUGUAAAUUGUAAUUAGUUGUGGGGAAGUCGAUCGAUCGGCUUUAGCCUUUUGGGUAUUAAUGAACGGCAGAGGUAGCAAGGACGAGGAGCUGGACAAGUGCGAGCGCGAGGAGGUCGGGAGCGACGCCAGACCGACGUCGGGCGCUGGAUCCGGCGACGAGUCGCUGCCGCCGACGCAGUCUCUGGCUCCGUCUCCUAAGAGAAGCCGGCGGGCGGUGGAGAAGCGGGUGAUGACGGUGCCGAUAAGCGAGACGAAGGGAGGCGGCGAGGGGGCUCCGCCGCCGGAUUCGUGGGCUUGGAGGAAGUACGGGCAGAAGCCCAUCAAGGGAUCGCCGUAUCCCAGGGGUUACUACCGGUGCAGCAGUUCUAAGGGGUGUCCGGCGAGGAAGCAGGUGGAGCGGAGCCGGCUAGACCCGGCUGUGAUCAUGGUGACUUACUCCUUCGACCACAACCACUCGUGGCCGCUCCCCAAGAAUCACCACAAGUACGUCGCACCGCCGCCGCCGCCGUCGCCCCUGGAGGAGCAGGCGCCGCCGGCCCCACUCCUGCCACAGAGCGAGCCCAGCCUUCCGGAGUCGAUCGAGGGGGAGGAGGAUGCCAAGUUCUCCGAUUUGAUCUCCGAGGAAUCAUCGCUGCUCUCCCACCAGCAGUGGUUCCCCGUCGACGUUUGCUCGACGGCCUCCACCUCCCCCUCCGCCGCCGGAUCCAGCGAGCUCCUCUACGGCUCGGUUUUCUUCGCCGAGGCCGAGGCCGCCAUCGGCAGCGCCGUCGCGGCGACGCUGCCGGAGGAGCGCGAGGAAUCCUUCGGCGACGACGAGGAGGACUCGCUGUUCGCGGGGCUGGGGGAGCUGCCGGAGUACUCGGUGGUGCUCCGCCGGGAGCUGGCGUCCGCAUCCUGGGUGGGGACCACGGGAUGACCCCUCCCCGCAUCCGCUCCGUCCGUCCGUCCGUCCGUCGAUCGGUCCGAUCAGUAGUUGACGUACAAAAACCGGCACCGAUAUUUCUUCCCCUUUUUUUUUUUUAGAAAAAAAAAGAGAAAAAUAUGGCUCGAAUAACUGAUAUUUAUCCAUCAGACAAAUAUUUCCCCCUUUUUAAAA
Molecule: messenger RNA, 1505 nt
Organism: Zingiber officinale
Lineage: Eukaryota; Viridiplantae; Streptophyta; Magnoliopsida; Zingiberales; Zingiberaceae
Product: probable WRKY transcription factor 65
Exons: 3
Coding region: 468-1325 (285 amino acids)
Biological process (GO): regulation of DNA-templated transcription
Cellular component (GO): nucleus
Molecular function (GO): transcription cis-regulatory region binding; DNA-binding transcription factor activity
Source: RefSeq, a predicted model, not a curated record